ACGCUGUGCUGUUGUAGAUGGCAUCAUUUCUGAGUAUCAGAAGGAAAGGACACAUUUUAAUUAUGAUAGUGAUAGUGAAGGUGCUAGGAUUUAUAACAUGCUUGAGACAGCGGAAGAACCUGAAUUCUUAAUGGCAGAUAUGAGUCCAGAGCAGCUUAGUUCUUUUGCUGCGUAUAAGGCCAAAUUAAAUGCAAACAGACAAUCAGAAAAGGAAAAGUCGAUAGAAAAAGCUUUGAAAGAUGCUGGCUUGGGACAUAGAGAAGUCACACCAUUUAUGAAGUUACGAGUUGUUGGAUUAACUUAUAAAACUCGACAAGACAAACCUAAAGAAGGCACAGUAACAAUCUGGAAUCCAACUGAGAAGCAGCGUCUGGAGUUGGAGGAAGGAGGAGCAUAUGCCAUUGCAGGACUCAUGCCGUCAAGUUCUGAUUUGAAUAUCCUCCAGUUGCAUGCUAGAGGAUCUUCUACCAAGUGGUGGCCUUUAUCUUCUAAUGCAAGAGAACAGUUUAAGCCAUUUUUCUGCAGUAGAAAAUCAACCCCGUUGUCAAGGUUGGGUGACAUCCCUCUUUCCAAUGAGUUUGACAUUGCUGCAUACGUUGUGCAUGUGGGAGGGGUUUAUAUAUCAAGUCAGCAAAAGAAGCAAUGGGUGUUUGUGACCGAUGGAUCCAUCAUGAAUGAUUUACAGUCAGAAAAGUUAAUCGACUCCUUGCUUGCUAUCUGCUUUUGCUCUCCAUUAAUUGAUCAAGAUUCAUCAUUUCCACUAAUAAGCUACAACCUUGCAGGAUCCACGGUUGGUUUGUGUAAUCUUAUAAAAAAGGAAAAGGACCACAAAAACCACAUCUGGGUUGCUGAUGCCAAUGAAAACUCUGCUUAUUAUUUGAAUUUUGAUUCCUCAAACCUUUCUCACCUCAGAAAUGCUGCUAGCUCAGUCAGAGGAUGGGCAAGCAAUUCUAGUUUGAUAAUAGAGAAAUUGAAGGAAAAGGUGUUGCGUGUGAAGUACCAAAAUCUCACUCACAAUAUAUGGUGGUGUCCUG
This is a messenger RNA of Sphenostylis stenocarpa, 1034 nucleotides long. The record is from the annotation of a GenBank genome assembly. Lineage: Eukaryota; Viridiplantae; Streptophyta; Magnoliopsida; Fabales; Fabaceae.